AUGGCCACACCCAACGACACCAAGAACUCGCCCCCCGAGUCUGCCAUGGAGCAUGACCUUGACAUGAAGGCCAGGGCGGAAGCCAGCGAGUACGUCGAGACAGGCAUCUCACCCGAAGAUGCCGAAUUCAAGCGCAAGGAGAAGGCUCUGGUCCGGAAGUUGGAUCUCUUCAUCGCCCCCGUCAUGAUGAUGCUCAUGCUCAUCUCCUAUCUCGAUCGCGGUAACAUUGGCUUCGCCUCCACACAGGGUAUGUCGCGAGACAUCGGCCUCGUUGGAAAUCAACUCAAUACCGCUGUCUCCAUCUUCUAUAUCUUUUACAUCUUGGCCGAAUUUCCCACUUCGGUCCUUGUGAAGCGCCUCCAGUUCAACCGUGUCAUCCCAGCCAUCACCUUCUGCUGGGGCCUUGUGUGCAUGUGCAAUGGUUUCAUCCAAAACUUCGCCGGCCUCUGCGUCUGCCGACUCAUCCUUGGCUUUUUCGAAGGCUGUCUGUUCCCCUGCCUCACUCUCACGUUUGCCAACUGGUAUAAGCGCGAGGAACUGGCGCAGCGCAUCUCCUAUCUCUUCAUCGCGUCCGCCCUGUCCGGUGCCUUUGGUGGUCUGAUCGCCUUCGGCAUCCUCUACAUGGAUGGCGUGGCCGGCUAUCCCGGUUGGCGAUGGCUGUACAUCAUCGAAGGCCUGAUCACGCUCGUGUGGGCGUUGUGCUGCAUCAAGCUUGUGCCCAAGGACUACCAGACUGCGUACUUCCUGAACGAGGAAGACCGCAAGAUCAUGGCGUGGCGCUACGAGGCCUCGGCGGCGUACAGCGGCGGCACUGGACACUACAAAAAGAUCGACUUCAAGCGUGGCGCCGGCGACAUCAAGACGUGGCUGCACUCGUUCAUCCAGAUCGCUGUGGUGACCAUCCUAUACGGCUUCGGCACCUUCCUCCCCAUCAUCCUGCGCAACGGCUUCAACUACACGGUCAAGGAGGCGCAGUACCUGGUCAUCCCCGUCAAUCUCUGGGGCGCCAUCGUCUACGGCGUCGGCGCCUACAUCUCGGACAAGAAAAGGGCGCGCUUCUGGGUCCUGGUCUUCUCCGCGCCGUUCGGCAUCGCCGGCUACGCCAUCCUGCUAGCCUGGAACGUCCCCGUCGGUGUGCAGUACUUUGCCACCUACCUCAUCUCCACGGCCUGCUUCAUCUGCACCGGUGGCAACAUCGCAUGGCUGUCCGGGAACUGUGCCCCGGACGGAAAGCGCGCCGUCAGUCUGGGCAUCCAGUUGACCUUGACCAACAUCGGCGGCAUCGUCUCCGGCCAAAUCUACCAAUCCAAAGGCGCUCCCGAAUUCAAGCUGGGCCACGGCUGGAGUCUCGGCUGCCUGGGCUUCGCCUGGUGCAUGUGGUGGAUCGUGCGCGCCCUGUACCUGCGCCGCGAGAAGAAGAAGGACCAGCUCCUCGCCGAGGGCUACACCGAGAGCGAGGACGACUUCACCGACCGCAGCCCCACGUUCCGGUACCAGUUGUGA
Messenger RNA from Cyphellophora europaea CBS 101466, 1503 nucleotides. RefSeq lists its product as uncharacterized. The transcript is spliced from 5 exons. Gene Ontology annotation, molecular function: transmembrane transporter activity. Gene Ontology annotation, biological process: transmembrane transport. The record is from RefSeq and is a predicted model, not a curated record. Gene Ontology annotation, cellular component: membrane. NCBI's taxonomy places the organism in Eukaryota, Fungi, Ascomycota, Eurotiomycetes, Chaetothyriales, Cyphellophoraceae. The coding region runs from base 1 to 1503 and encodes 500 amino acids.